GAUUAAACGAGUUGUCCCAGUCUGAGAUUUCAGAACAGACGCAUUACUUGUAUUUAACAAAUAUAACGUGACGAUGUGUAUUACAAUUAAUGUAAUAAUUAUUAUAUGUUUCGUAAACAUAAAUGGUAUUUCUUUAAGAGAUAUUGCAAGAACCAAACGGCAAAUCCUUGAAGUUGAGGAAAAUUGGGUUUGGGGUUAUUAUGAAAAUAACACUCCUAUUUCGAAGGAAAAUAAAGCUAAGAUAAUCAGUACUUCUACAGAGGCAUCUUUUCUUAAAGCUACAAAGGCGCCUUUAGAACAAUUAAGACAAGACACAACUAUAACAACGCAAAUUAAUUCAACGCCUACUUCUACUUCUUCUCCUGAAACGACUACACGUAAUUUUUGUGAUCCAAUCCCGAAGCCGGAUUUUAAGGGGCCAGGUCUAAGAGUCAACGAGGAAAAAUGUAUGGGUUACAUUUGGGAGUUACAAAAUAGAAUUAAAAUGCAACAACAAGAUGAAAUAUGUAACCCGCGUAAAUUAUGGAACAUCAAUCACGCAAUUGGAGGUCGACUAACGGAAACUGGAGAAUUCCCCCAUAUGGGUGCUUUAGGUUGGAAAGCAGUGGUGGGAACGUGGAUCUUCAAAUGUGGUAGCUCACUCAUCAGUCAUAAUUUUGUUCUGACCGCGGCUCACUGUGCAAAAGCAUCUUCUAGAGACUCUUCUUUAGCUGAUCCUAUACCGAAAAUUGUAAGAUUGGGUGACAAAAUUAUCGUUGACGUAAAAAAUCAUUUCAGAUUCCCAACAGACGCAAACAUUUCCAGGAUCAUAGUGCAUCCCCAAUACGUUUCUCCUGUUAAGUACUACGAUAUAGCACUAAUGCAAUUGGAAAAACCAGUACAAUUCACGAGGCUCAUCCAACCAGCUUGCUUGUGGAACAGUUUCUAUACUGGCGAUGCAGGACAUCUAGCAACUCUGACUGGUUGGGGAGUUGUUAAAUCUGGAUCCCUCGACAUUUCACCAGAACUACAGGCAGCUACGGUUAAUGUCUUAGAUACGGCACAAUGCGAUGAACUUCUAAAGAAUUCACAAAAUCGGAACUGGAGAGGGUUUCAGGAACAUCAGCUGUGUGCUGGGAAGUUAGAGGGCGGAGUUGAUUCUUGUCAGGGUGAUUCCGGGGGACCUCUACAAAUGAAGAUACCGAUACCUAAAGAGCUUACAGAUAAACAAGGUUCCAUGCACUAUAUCAUCGGUGUCAUAUCAUUCGGUGUAGGUUGUGCGCAUCCGAACCUUCCCGGGAUUUAUACAAGAGUGUCCUCUUUCGUCGACUGGAUUGAAGGUAUUGUUUGGAAGAAUGAAACAAAUGUAGAUACAAUUAAAACAGAAUUAAAUCUUAGCAGAAACUACAUACCGCCCCUUAUAUGAGUCCUUUGAGAUAAUUAUAUUUAAAUAAUAACCAAAAUGUAAAGAAAACUGUCUGGAUAAAAAAAACCUUUUGUUGUUUUGUUAUUAUAAGUUAAAAUUUUCUCUUUUUUUUCAUUCCGCUGUUAUAUGUUUAUUCUAUUCAUAUUCGCUAGUUUUAUACGUACUUCUUGUGUGGGGAGAGUCUUGUGCACUGAGAUACAAGCCCUGCUUAGUACAGACACCAGUCUCUCACAAACUUACUUUGUAUAGUUAUAGUAAACUUUUCUGUAAAUAUUUUAAUCUCAAUUCUAUCAUUAAGCCAAAUAGCUGAACGUGGCCAUUCAGUCUUUUCAAGACUAUUGGCUUUGUCUACCCCGCAAGGGAUAUAGACGUGCCCAUAUGUACGAAUGUAUGUAUUUUAAUUUAAGUUUGUGUAGAGAAAAAUAAAGAAAUUUAAAUUUGGACAAUAACACAUUCGGUGUUUAUGUCCACACCUCGUAUUGACCUUAGUUGUUUUUUGAUAUCACAACUAAGCUCGCUUCAAAACUACACUUUUCAUGUAAUAAUACCCAGAUUUAUAAUAAA
Amyelois transitella is the source of this 1969-nucleotide messenger RNA. RefSeq names its product serine protease persephone. Gene Ontology annotation, molecular function: serine-type endopeptidase activity. Lineage: Eukaryota; Metazoa; Arthropoda; Insecta; Lepidoptera; Pyralidae. The coding region runs from base 74 to 1405 and encodes 443 amino acids. The record is from RefSeq and is a predicted model, not a curated record. The transcript is spliced from 10 exons. Gene Ontology annotation, biological process: proteolysis.